Letharia lupina is the source of this 1059-nucleotide messenger RNA. RefSeq lists its product as uncharacterized. The transcript has 2 exons. The record is from RefSeq and is a predicted model, not a curated record. Bases 1 to 1059 code for a protein of 352 amino acids. Lineage: Eukaryota; Fungi; Ascomycota; Lecanoromycetes; Lecanorales; Parmeliaceae. Gene Ontology annotation, molecular function: guanyl-nucleotide exchange factor activity; translation initiation factor activity. Gene Ontology annotation, cellular component: eukaryotic translation initiation factor 2B complex. Gene Ontology annotation, biological process: translational initiation.
AUGCUCACCCCACCUCCAGAAGAAAAUACAGCAAUCCCUCCAUCCUCCGACCCCAAUAAUGGCAGUCCAUCUUUCAACCUUGUCAGCACCUACAAGAACAUUCUCUCCACCGACCUUCUCAUCACAAAACCUAUCGCCGCUAUCGAAUCCUUAAUAUCCCUUCUUUCCGCAUCACCGCCCUCGACAAUCUCUGAAACCCUCUCCCUCCUAGAAUCUGCUACCUCUGAGCUAAAAGAUUCGGUUCCAAAUUCCAUCGCCCUCUCCGCUGGCACCGAUCUGUUUCAACGAUAUCUGAUAUCCACCUUACAGCAAGGGUCUGCCCAGUCUGCGAAGAGCAAGGGUAAGAGGAGUUCAUCAGGAGGUGAUGGAGACUUCAGGGCAAUAAGAGCGCAUCUACUGGCAAACGGCCGGUUGUUUGCACAGAGAGCAAACGAAUCAAGGGGUCAGAUUGCAAAAGUUGCACGGAAGUUCGUGCGGGAUGGGUGUACGGUGCUUACGUGUGGGAGGAGCAGAGUCGUGGCUGCGGUUUUGGGUGCGGCUGCGGAAGAUGGAGCGAAGUUUAGGGUCGUCUAUGCACAGGACUCUAACGAUGGGCUAUCUAAGAAUUCCGCGGACAUUGUUACGGAAUUGUGGAGAAAAGACAUACCCGUUGCUACGAUAACAUUUGCCGCGCUGGCCGCUUCGCUACCGUAUGUCACAUUUGCGCUUGUUGGGGCUGAGAGCGUGGUAGAGAAUGGAGGGAUCGUCUCUGGCAUGGGGACCAAUCAGAUGGGGCUAUUAGCCAAGAGUGUUGGGAAGCCAUUUUAUGUGGUUGCUGAAAGCCACAAAUUCGUCAGGGUUCACCCCUUGAGUGGAGAUGAUCUGCCGCUUGGACAGAAGGUGCUUGACUUCUCGACCCAGAGCAGAGAGGAAGAGAAGGAGCAUGAGGAGGGAAAGAGGAAAGCUGGAGAUGAGGUGGUGGACUUCACACCGCCUAAUUUGAUCACAGCUAUAGUGACGGAGAGUGGCGUGCAGACUCCGAGUGCUGUGAGUGAGGAGUUGAUCAAGAUAUGGUUCUGA